Messenger RNA from Sphaerodactylus townsendi, 3114 nucleotides. It is a transcript of the gene CPT1A, whose product is annotated as carnitine palmitoyltransferase 1A. The coding region runs from base 320 to 2632 and encodes 770 amino acids. The record is from RefSeq and is a predicted model, not a curated record. Gene Ontology annotation, molecular function: carnitine O-palmitoyltransferase activity. Gene Ontology annotation, biological process: carnitine metabolic process; fatty acid metabolic process. The transcript is spliced from 20 exons. Lineage: Eukaryota; Metazoa; Chordata; Lepidosauria; Squamata; Sphaerodactylidae. Gene Ontology annotation, cellular component: mitochondrion.
ACCACCUCCUCUAAACCACUAAUCCCGCGCGACUCCCCCCUCCCAUUUUGGCCAGCGCCCCGCCUACUGCCCGCUCAACCAAUCCGGAAUCAGCCGGUAGAACCCGCACUCCUGGGGCUUCGCUGCGCGCGGGCCACACUCUCGCGCGCUUCUCCCUGCGCUCUCUUUCUUUUGCAGACGGACGCCUGCGGCACCUCUCCCCCUUCCGCCCUGAGCGUCUCCCCUCGAGCGAUUCCCAUGUUUAUUAAAAGAAAACAUUAGACGACCUUAUCUGAACCGUGGGUCACGUAAGAGAAUUUUUUACCAAUACAGUCUAACCAUGGCAGAAGCCCAUCAAGCAGUCGCAUUUCAGUUUACUGUAACUCCAGAUGGAAUUGAUCUGCGCAUGAGCCAUGAAGCUCUCAGGCAGAUCUAUCUAUCUGGGCUCUAUUCCUGGAAGAAGAAGUUCAUCAGAUUCAAGAAUGGCAUAAUCACAGGAGUUUAUCCAGCUAGCCCCUCCAGUUGGCUUGUUGUAGUGGUGGGAGUUAUGUCAACAAUGUAUGCCAAAAUAGAUCCUUCAUUGGGCUUAAUAGCAAAAAUUAACAGAACCCUUGACACAACUGGUUAUAUGUCCAGCCAAACACAGAAUAUUGUCAGUGGGAUUCUUUUUGGGACAGGACUUUGGGUGGCCCUUAUUUUCACAAUGCGCUACUCUCUAAAGAUGCUGCUUUCCUACCAUGGGUGGAUGUUUCAUGAACAUGGCAAACUUUCUACAGGAACCAAGAUAUGGACGACACUGGUAAAACUUUUCUCAGGUCGUAAACCAAUGCUGUAUAGCUUCCAGACAUCUCUGCCACGUCUUCCUGUUCCAGCUGUUAAAGACACAGUAAAUAGGUAUUUGGAGUCAGUUAAGCCACUUAUGAAUGAUGAACAGUAUAAAAGAAUGGAAGGUCUUGGCAAAGAUUUUGCGGUUAAUUUGGGACCAAAACUACAAUGGUACUUGAAGCUGAAAUCCUGGUGGGCUACGAACUAUGUUAGUGAUUGGUGGGAAGAAUACAUUUACCUUAGAGGACGAGGCCCAAUUAUGGUUAACAGUAACUACUUUGCAAUGGAUUUCCUAUAUUUUACUCCCACCUCCGUCCAGGCAGCUAGAGCUGGAAAUGCUAUCCAUGCCAUUUUGCUUUAUAGAAGAAAACUUGACAGGCAACAAAUCCAGCCAAUUCUUCUGAUGGGAUCCACUGUUCCACUCUGCUCAGCACAAUGGGAGAGGAUGUUUAAUGCCUCCCGUAUUCCAGGAGAAGAAACAGAUACCGUCCAGCAUAUAAAAGACAGCAAACACAUUGUUGUGUAUCAUAAAGGAUGCUACUACAAAGUGUGGCUCUAUUAUGAUGGCAGACUAUUGACUCCACGGGAGGUUGAACACCAGAUGCAAUGGAUUUUAUAUGACAAAUCAGAGCCCCAGCCCGGUGAAGAGAAGUUAGCAGCUCUUACUGCAGGAGAUAGAGUACCUUGGGCUAAGGCUCGCCAGACUUAUUUUGCCCGUGGAAAGAACAAGCAGUCUUUGGAUGCCAUUGAAAAGGCAGCUUUCUGUGUGACUUUGGACGACACUGUUCAGGGAUACAGGGAAGAGGAUCCGGUGACAUCAAUGGAUGCCUAUGCGAAGGCACUUCUGCAUGGCAAAUGCUAUGACAGGUGGUUUGACAAGUCUUUCACUUUCAUAGUGUUCAGGAAUGGUAAAAUGGGCUUGAAUGCUGAACACUCCUGGGCAGAUGCUCCUAUUGUUGGACAUCUUUGGGAGAAUGUCAUGUUUACUGACUGUCUUGAAUUGGGGUACACAGAAGAUGGCCAUUGCAAAGGAGAAGUUAAUUUAGGCAUUCCUUUGCCUACAAGACUACAGUGGGAAAUCCCUGAAGAGUGCCAAGAAGCGAUAGAGAUGUCCCUGGCCAUUGCAAGGCCUUUAGCAGAUGAUGUGGAUUUUCAUUCUUUUCCUUUUGAUACAUUUGGGAAAGGAUUAAUGAAGAAAACAAAAACUAGUCCUGAUGCGUUUGUGCAACUUGCGCUACAGCUUGCUCACUACCGGGACAUGGGAAAAUUUUGCUUAACUUAUGAAGCAUCUAUGACCCGCCUCUUCAGAGAAGGUAGAACAGAAACAGUUCGCUCAUGUACUGUUGAGUCAUGCAACUUUGUGCAUGCUAUGGAUGACACAGCAAAAAGUCCUGAGAAGAAGUCCGCGCUAUUCAAGGCUGCUGCUGCUAAACAUCAGCUUUUAUAUCGUCUUGCCAUGACUGGUGCUGGCAUUGAUCGUCACCUCUUCUGUCUAUAUGUGGUAUCUAAAUAUCUUGCUGUUGACUCUCCUUUCCUUAAGGAAGUUUUGGCAGAACCCUGGAGACUUUCAACAAGUCAGACACCACAACAGCACAUUGACCUGAACAAAAAUCCUGGAAUGGAAUCCAGUGGUGGUGGCUUUGGACCUGUUGCUGAUGAUGGUUAUGGUGUGUCGUAUAUUAUUGUGGGUGAGAAUCUUAUUAAUUUCCAUGUAUCCUGCAAGUUUUCUUGCCCAGAAACAGAUUCUCAUCGCUUUGGAAGCAACAUCAAGCAGGCUUUGUGUGACAUCAGAGAUUUGUUUCAUCUUGAUAGAAAUUCUACUAAGUGACUUCUAAUCAGCAGGUCAACCAGUCACCCCGUGUUGGGGGGUGAGAACUCUUCUGAUCAGUGAAUGAAAGAAAACAAGGCAUGUUAAGCAGCACUGGGAGAGUCCAUUUGGUCAUCAUCCUUUCAAGGAUAUGUACAUAAGCAUUUAGUAUCAGGAGAGAUUCAUGACUGUAAUUGUUCAGAAGAGUUUUCUUUUCCACAAAAGAUAAUUUUUGACAUUCUGUGUAUUAGUAAGAGCACAGCAAGAUGGUGAAGCAUGUAUUAUGCUAGGCCUGUUUUGAUCUGAUGUAAAUUUGACCAUUUUCUACAAAAAUCUGUUUGUAUUCUGUAAAUGAAGGGAUAAAUGAAACAUGUAUAUUUCAGUCUCGUAACAACAACAGAACUUUGUCUUGAAAUGUACCAGUAGCAGGCAAAUAUCUGCUGUUUUAUUAGUGUGAAAACUUGGGGCAUUCACCUUAAAUAAAGACAUUUCAUUAAGCUGAA